AUGCUGGAGUCCGGGCCCAGCAGAGCUUAUCCGAUCGGCACUCCCCAGCCUAUCCCGGUCUACAUAUACACGUCACGAGAGCUUCUCUUCGGCCUGCUCCCCUUCCUUCUUCGCGCAGCUGCCAGCAGCGUGCAUUCUUCGAUUUGCUGGCUCUCUCACUCGCAGCUAGAGACAGAUGCGCUCCAUAGCAACAACCUUGACGACAACGAAGAUGCCGAGAACAACAAUAACAAGGACAGGCCAAGAUCGCGGGAAGAUGACGAGGGAAAGGCAGAUGACGAAGACCAAGCCAAGCGCAUGGGUCACCACAACAAGGCGUAA
Molecule: messenger RNA, 321 nt
Organism: Thermochaetoides thermophila DSM 1495
Lineage: Eukaryota; Fungi; Ascomycota; Sordariomycetes; Sordariales; Chaetomiaceae
Exons: 2
Coding region: 1-321 (106 amino acids)
Source: RefSeq, a predicted model, not a curated record